Dictyostelium purpureum is the source of this 1332-nucleotide messenger RNA. RefSeq lists its product as uncharacterized. The coding region runs from base 1 to 1332 and encodes 443 amino acids. NCBI's taxonomy places the organism in Eukaryota, Evosea, Eumycetozoa, Dictyosteliales, Dictyosteliaceae. The transcript is spliced from 2 exons. The record is from RefSeq and is a predicted model, not a curated record.
AUGAAAUUAAAUUUUUUUAUAUAUUUAUUUUUAAUUUUAUUUAAUUUUAUAAAUAAAUGUGUGGGUGAUAGGGGUUUACCCUCUUGUGACCUAUGUGUUGGAGAUAAUAUACCUUUAUGCCAACCAGAUUAUAAAAUAUGUAUAUGUGAAGAUGGUUAUCAAGGAACCUAUUGUAACGAGUCUUCAGAUUUGUAUGUUACAUCAUAUCGACCUGCAAGUUCUAUUGGGGGUUACGCAUGGCUAUAUGGGUACUUUACCGAUAUUCACACAAAUGAAGAGGUGUACAUUAACAACAUUCAGGUUCUAGUGACCCAAGCAAAUAAGUAUAGCUACCUUGUUUUCGUGGAUGAAUUGGACGAAAAUGGGGUUUAUGAUUUACUAGUAAAGCAAAAUGGCAAAUCAUGGUUCGGAAAAGAUUAUUAUAGUCCUCUUGGAUUCCAAUGCGACAGUUCAAAUGGCUACUUUUAUAAUAACAUCUGCUAUUGCAAUAGAAAGUAUCAAGGUAAACACUGUACUGAACUCUCACCUAUUGCAAUAGAUUAUAAAAUACAAGUUUCAAUUAAUGGAGGUGUUAUUGAUGGCAGUGGAUGGUUUGGCGAUGAACCAAGCUACUUGGAUUUAACUUUUGUUAUUGGAAUGGAUUUUAAUAAUUCGAUAAAUAUUAGUUCUAUAAAUUCUACAAAUUUCCAAGGUACAGUGAAAGAGGUUUCUAAUGGAGGGCCACAAGAUAUAAGGAUUUAUAAUACUACGGAUAAAGCUUUAGUUUUUACAGGAACCAAUAUGCUUUAUUAUAACUCAAGUAUAUGCAAUGAAAAAUGCUUAAAUGGAUAUGAAUGUAUAGAUAGUAGAUGCGUAAUAGUUCAAAUUAGUAGUAAUGAUAGCAGUGCCGGUAGCAGUAAUAGUAGCUCCUCUAACCAAGAGUCUGGUGAUAUAUUUUGCAGAAAUGAAGGAAAUGGAUUAACAGUUGGAAGCUUUACAUCGGUUAAUUGUACAGCCUAUAGUGCUAGCAAGUGUGUUGAUAAUAAUAACCAUAUAGAGUGUACUCGUAAUACCAAUGGAAUUGUAACUUGUGUAACACCCAAAUCCAAUAGCUCAAUUUCUUGUUAUGGUACAUCCAUAGAAUGUACUUCCUCAAAUGUUAAAUGCAGUAUCGAUUCAAAAGGAAAAAUGGAGGUAAACGAUGUACCAACAACAAAAACCACUGUUCACUUCAAAGAUGGUAAAGAAAUUGAUGAAAAUAGUAGUAGUGAAGUGAUCAAUAAUGGUAGUUCAACAUCACCAUCAUUUUUAAUAUUUUUAUCAAUUAUAUUAUUACAAAUUCUAAAAAUAUAA